Cetraspora pellucida is the source of this 2322-nucleotide messenger RNA. Lineage: Eukaryota; Fungi; Glomeromycota; Glomeromycetes; Diversisporales; Gigasporaceae. The record is from the annotation of a GenBank genome assembly.
AUGCAGACACUGGAUUUGGCAAAUUUUCCUGUUACAGAAACUCUUAAGAUGCUCGCCUCACUGCUGGAAAAGAUUACAAACGCAAAUGACCACUUAAAGUCAACUCAUAAUAACAUAAACCAUUCUGAAUCAACGUCGUCUUCCACGACAAAAACAUCCACUCCAUCCUUCACGCGUUUUCACGCACGUUCAGUUCCUUCAAUAGAUAUUCAUUCAUAUCUUUCAAGGAUAUUAAAAUACUGUCCUACCACUAAUGAAUGUUUUCUUUCAUUAUUGGUAUAUUUUGAUCGGAUGUCAAAGAAUGCAUCCGCUGCUUCGGGGAAAACCUUUUCUAUCGACUCUUUUAACAUUCACCGUCUGAUAAUCGCCGGUAUAAUGGUGUCCUCCAAAUUUUUCUCUGACGUAUUCUUCACAAAUUCAAGAUAUGCAAAGAUGUACGAUGAUGGCGGAGAACUCCCAUUUGCUUUUUUCUUAUCAGGGUCUAAAGAAAUUUAUUUAUCUAUAAAUCUCCCAAAUUCUUUAACUGUGGGAGGACUACCAGUAUCGGAAUUAAAUCAGCUCGAGUUGGAAUUUCUUAUAUUGAACGAUUUUCGCUUAGCAAUAAGUGUGGAAGAAUUACAACGAUACGGCGAUCAAUUACUCAAACAUUGGAUAUUAGAAGAGGAAAUGAAACAAGGGGGGGGCAUAUAUGAUAGUAUGCGAUUUCAAAAUAGUCCUACUAACCCUAGAUGGGACUCAGGGCAUAACUAUGAGAAGAACGUCACACAACCUAAAAGGACACGACGUUUACAUUCUAACGAUGACACAAGUAUAAGCAGAAGUGGUGGUUCAAAGCCAUUAAAAGAUGAUGAUCAAUAUGAUAAUGGUUACUAUUUUAGUCGCCAUCGUCGAGACAACAGUUUCUCAUCGACAAAAUCAUUGAACAUCCCAUAUCAAUCUUCUUUAACUUCAUCUCCACAACCAUAUUCAACGCAUAUAUCAAAAACACCACCCCCACCAUCUUUAUGUAGUUCCUCACCAUCUACUUCAAGUAGUUCACUUCCAAUUCCAAAUUCUAUAAAUGGUUCACCAAUGCAUACCCCUUUCGCUUCAAGUAGUAUGUUUAGUAUCCAUCAUCCACAUUAUCAUUUUCUACAUAAACCAUAUCCUCCUCAUACACAUCAUUCACACCAUCGAUCAGCGAGUAUAGAAGGGUCGACCAUAAAACGGGCGAAUAGCAGUGGCUCUUUAUUGAGUCGUGCAAGGGGUGGUGAUUUAUCUGACGACUUACAAUAUCAAAGACGUUCCUCACCGAAAUUGGUUAAUCCUGAAGAUCACGCUUAUCGAACUGCAGCUGUUUCUCCAUAUUAUUCUGCACUUCCGAUAUCAAAUACUUCAUCAUUAACAACUCCAAUGAAUAACAGUAAUAAUAGAGGCGUUCCUCAACAACCGGCUUUGGUAACUCCAUCUCCUACAAGGAACAUCGCAAAUCUCAUGAGACGCAUGUCUCAUGAUUCACCUGCAAAUACAUCACAAUAUCCACAGUCUACCUAUCAUUACGCUGGAUAUCCUCCUCAAUCAUCAACGCAGUCUCUACCAACCACUCCUGUGACUACAUUACCUUCAAUGCAAGGAAUAUCGUUUAAUCCUUCAGUCAUAAGUAACGCCGCCCAUUCUACUAUGGCUGCUGCUUUGAAUUAUGCUCGUAGAGCUUCUGUUGUUUUACCACAACUCCCACGUAACCUAGGUGGAAUUCAUAGCAGUAUGCCUUCGCCAGUAUCAACUGUCGCUUCUGAUAACAUGGGACCUGGAUUGGUUAGACGUGGAUCAUAUCCUACAGUAUUGAAUGGAAGCAGUCUUUCUAAUGGUAAUAAUAAUAAUGGUAGUGGUAACGGUAGUAUUCAUUCAGAACCAAGGAGUUCUAGUUCUAAUGUAGUAAUGAACAAUGGAUCUUCGUCAGCACAAACGUCUGUAUCUUCAAAUCCUAUAAUGGUUAAUGGGCAUGGACACACAAGUGGUAUAGGAAACAUAUUUCAUAAAAUUACUAAAAGGGGCAGUUGGGUAAUUGUUAAUCAUCCUCAAUCGAAUACCAAUCAUGGCCAUUAUAAUCACCAUGCACAUCAAGCUAAUCAUCAGCAUGCCAAACUUAAUAAACAUGGCUAUUAUUACCAACAGAAUUAUGACUAUGGCAAUGUAUCUCGAUCAUCUUCAUCUGAUUCUUGCCAUUCUUCAUCGACUACAGGUUCGGAUACCUCAGGAGGCUCAGGAAUGGAAUCGUCGAUCCCGACAUCGCAAACUGCCACAAACGGAAGUGAUAAUUCAAAUAUAAAUGGUGAAAAUUAG